Lathyrus oleraceus (garden pea) is the source of this 2588-nucleotide messenger RNA. Its product is annotated as putative pentatricopeptide repeat-containing protein At1g12700, mitochondrial. NCBI's taxonomy places the organism in Eukaryota, Viridiplantae, Streptophyta, Magnoliopsida, Fabales, Fabaceae. The coding region runs from base 247 to 1887 and encodes 546 amino acids. The record is from RefSeq and is a predicted model, not a curated record. The transcript has 2 exons. Gene Ontology annotation, molecular function: protein binding.
AGUCAAAAUGAUCAACUUACAAACGAACUACAAUAAUGCAAUAAAUCAAAUUACACAGACAUAUCAAAUUUAGACAGAACAUCACAAUAAAUGAUACUGACUGCAAUGUAAUUUCAGCUACGUGUUCUUGUGCAGGGAUGUCCAAGUGGGUGUGGAGGUAGAGUAAGUUCACACAAGGAUUGUAAGAAGCUUUGUAAAUGCUGAACUGAGCGCAACUCAGAACAAUUCUCCGUUGUUAAUCGUGAAAUGCGGAGGUUCGUUUCUUACUCCAAUUUUCUCACUUCCUUUCACUCACUCUCUUCGUUUAGGGUUUUCUCUUGCUCUGUACAUCAAUUCAUUCCCAAUAACUCUAAUGUUGAUGAUGCCGUUUUCUCAUUCCAUCGCAUGCUAAAUAUGCGCCCUACUCCAUCCAUAGUUGAAUUUAACACGAUUUUAGGUUUUCUCGUUAGGACUAAGAAUCAUUACGCCACUACUAUUUCCCUUUAUCACCAAUUAGAAUUCAACCAAAUUCAACCAUGUAUUGUUACUUUAAGCACCAUCAUCAAUUGUUAUUGCCACACAGGUCAAAUGAGGUUUGCUUUUUCUGUAUUCGCUAAGAUUCUCAAAAUUGGUUAUCAGCCUGAUACCAUAACUUUGACUACUCUUAUCAAGGGUUUGUGUCUUAACGGUAAGGUUCAUGAAGCUCUGCACUUUCAUGACCAUGUCGUUGCACAUGGAUUUCGACUCGACCAGAUUAGUUAUGGUACUUUAAUCAACGGGUUGUGUAAAAUCGGGGAAACAAGAGCCGCCGUGAAAAUGCUGAGACAAAUUGAUGGGAAGUUGGUCAAGGUGGACGUGGUAAUGCACAACAUAAUAAUUGAUAGUUUGUGUAAAGAUAAGUUUGUAAUGGAUGCCUAUGAGUUAUAUUGUGAAAUGAUUGCAAAGAAAAUUUCUCCCGAUGUUGUCACUUUCAAUGCUCUUAUAUAUGGAUUUUGCAUUGUUGGUCAAUUGAAACAAGCAUUUGGCUUGUUCCAUGAAAUGAUAUCAAAAUUCAUCAAACCCGAUGAUUAUACUUUUAAUAUAUUGGUUGAUGCUCUUUGUAAGGAAGGAAAAGUGAAAGAAGCUAGGAAACUGUUAGCCGUGAUGAUGAAAGAAGGUGUGACACCUGAUGUUGUUACAUAUAAUUCAUUAAUGGAUGGUCAUUUCCUACUUAAUGAAGUGAGCAAGGCCAUGAAUAUAUUCUAUAGUUUGGCUCGAAGGGGAGUGGCUCUUGAUGUUCAUUCUUAUAGUAUAAUGAUCAAUGGACUAUCUAAGAGUAAAAUGGUGGAUGAGGCCGUCAAUCUCUUCAAAGAAAUGAGUUGCAACAAUAUUAUUCCUAAUUUGAUGACUUACAAUGCCCUUAUUGAUGGUUUGUGCAAAUCAGGGAGAAUCUCCUAUGCUUGGGAGCUUGUUCUUGAGAUGCACGAUAAUGGUCAACCAGCCGAUAUAGUCACUUACAAUUCUAUAAUAUACGCUUUAUGCAAAAACCAUCAUGUUGACAAAGCUAUUGCAUUAGUCAAGAAAAUUAAAGACCAGGGCAUUCAACCAAGUAUGUCCACAUACAAUAUACUUCUAGAUGGACUAUGCAAAGAAGGACAACUUAAGAAUGCACAAGAUGUUUUUAGGGAUCUUUUGAUUAAGGGUUAUAGUCUAGAUAUCCGAACGUAUAGUAUUAUGAUCAAUGGACUUUCUAGAGAGGGCUUGUUUGAUGAAGCAGAGGCCUUGUUGUCCAAAAUGGAUGACAAUGGUAUCAUUCCUAGUGCUAUAACUUAUGAAACUAUAAUCCGUGCGCUCUUUUAUAAAGAUGAGAAUGCAAAGGCAGAGAAACUUCUUCGCGAAAUGAUUACUAGAGGUCUACUUGAAGAGUAACUCUAGGGCCUGAAGCUAGCUUUAGACAGCAUCAAGUGAUCGAUAAUGCAGCUUUGUUAAAUAGCAGUUAUAAUGGUGCUAAAGCGUAGCAGAAUUUGAACAAUCGCUCCUGCUCUGUGAUAUUAUUUAGUACAAAGUGCUGUCAAAUAGUGACUAUGUCGAUGCUAUAGCCUAUAGCAUUGUAGCGUAAGUUUGAAUAAACCGUUAUUUCCUGGAUCGGUGAAAUAGAAAUACUGAUAAUGAAAAGAAAUGGACUGACUUACCUAUGAUGGCAUGUGGUUUGUUACUGGGACUUUAGGUGUUGAAGUUAUAGUAUUUGUUGUCCUGUGAUAGAAAAAAAAUAGUAAUGGAGAAUGUAAUGUGAUAGCAAUAAACUUAUGUUAUCUUGUCAAGGACAUACAUUUUUAUGUGAAUUGAUUUAUUCUUAAAGAUCUUCAUAAGUUGGUGUCAAAGGGGGAAACACUGUAUUUUGGCUUGGAACUUUCUGUCUUGAAGUUUAUUGUCAUUGGCUUACCUAAAGAUCUAUCCACGGGCAUGGAUUCCAUUAGUGCUUUUUACUCUUUAUGUCAACAUUCUAGUUCUAUUUUCCAGUAACAUUUUAUGCUGUUAUGUAUUUACUUUGAGAAAUGUGGUAAGAUGUAGUUUGCAUACCAAAUAAUACAAUAAUAAUUAUUCUGAUUUAUAAAAAAUAUGCUUUGGUA